AUGCAAGUCACCCUGAUCAGCUCCUCCUGCAUUGACUUGCCUGCUUAUUUCUCUUGCACAGAGUACGGCACUGUUCUUGAGCUGAGAAUCAACAGUGGCGGAAAGCUGCCUAACUUUGGAUUCGUGGUAUUUGAUGAUGCUGAGCCCGUGCAGAAGAUCCUCAGCAAUCGGCCUGUUAAACUGCGAGGAGACGUUCGGCUGAAUGUAGAGGAAAAGAAGACCCGCUCGGCCCGUGAAGGUGACAGGCGGGACAUCCGCCCCAGAGGCCCGGGGGGACCACGCGACAGGGUAGGCGGGUCAAGGGGACCGCCCGCCCGUGGAGGCAUGGCUCAAAAACCCAGUUUUGGAGCCGGUCGAGGCGCAGGACCUAGCGAGGGGCGUUACGCAGGACCACGUCAGUGAGGCAGCUCCCACGUCAUUCACUGCUGAUGCAAGUCACCCUGGUUAACAACACAGACGGCUUCCCUGUUCUCUGUCUUCAUCCCUCACUCCAGGACCCAGGAGUGUGAUUAUUCUUCUUUAUCUGGACUCUUCCUUUUAUUUCUGAGAUUGAACUUGAAUUUGUUGUAGAAAAACAAAACUACUUGAAUUGGGGAAAGGAGAAACCUAGCAUUUGGUUUUAGCGUUCUCUCCCUGUUUCUUAAAGGAACGUGUUUUUACUGCUUGGGCAAUCCUGUGUAUUGCUAGCACCCGCUUUCAGGUCAAGUGCAAGUAUGAUUUUAUUUGGAAUUGAUGCCAAGUCAAAUCAUGGUUGUGUGUGAAUGACUAUCUAGCAUGUAAAGAAUCCUGUUUGCCUUCUACUGUUGCACUUCAUCAAGAAUGACAACAUAUUUUAACAACUCUGUUGAGAGAACAAAAUAAACUCUAUGUACUAUUUUGAA
Messenger RNA from Sinocyclocheilus rhinocerous, 881 nucleotides. RefSeq names its product ras GTPase-activating protein-binding protein 1-like. NCBI's taxonomy places the organism in Eukaryota, Metazoa, Chordata, Actinopteri, Cypriniformes, Cyprinidae. Gene Ontology annotation, cellular component: ribonucleoprotein complex; cytosol. The transcript has 3 exons. The record is from RefSeq and is a predicted model, not a curated record. Bases 1 to 402 code for a protein of 133 amino acids. Gene Ontology annotation, molecular function: mRNA binding.